CUGCUUGGGUUACACUCUUCCUGGGAUGUAGAAGAGCAAGGCGAGAGCAAGUGUUACAGUGGUGGGUUCAGGACGUGCCAGAAGCGUUGGGAUUGUGGAAUAAUCCAAGACACUGGUUCUCUCCUGGAACACUCUCAGGGUCUGACUUUGAAGUGGGUUUUUUAGCUCUCUGUAAACCCAGCCAGGGACUACUUGGUGUUUAGCCAUGCCUCUGUCAGCCCCCGCCCCACCCAACAAGAGGAAAAAGCCAUCCAAGAUCAUCACCAACUUCAACAACAUCUCACAACAUGAUGAGGAGGAUGAGCCUGAAGAUGAGUUUGACUUGGGUACCAAGAUCAAGACCCCCAAGGAGGUGAUGCUGGAGGAACUGACCCUGAUGAAGGGCAAAGGCUCCCGCAUGUUCCAGAUGCGCCAGCAACGCGUGGAGAAAUUCAUCGUCAGCACUGAGAACAUGCAAAACCUCCAGGACCUGACUCCUACUUUCGGCUGCGAUCUGCUUCCCCCAGUUCCCCCCAAGCCGGAGCCUAAAGAGGAGGUGGAUGAGGCUGCAGAGAAGGAGAGGAGGAGGCGUGAAUACGUCAAGACGUACGUCUCGCCAUGGGAACGCGCCAUGAAGGACAACCAGGAGCUCCGCGCCACCAUGCAUGCAAAGAUGCCCGGACCAAAAGUGCAUCAGGACCUGCCAAAAUUCAAGAGCUUCAACAAAUUGGCCAUGCCUUUCGGGGGCUUUGAGAAGGGCUCAAAGCUGCUGACCUUCCAGGCACCAGAGCUGAAGGCUCCAGAGGAGGAGGAGCUGGUGCCUGCGCUGCAGUGUGACAUCCGCUCCCGGCCCUCCUUCAACCGCACGCCCAUCGGCUGGGUGUGUAACGACGAUCCGACCAGCAUCCACAUGGAGCUCGAUGCUAUGCCAUUUGAUGGGGAGACUGAUGACCUUUGAAGAUCUUACUUACCCCACGUGCAAACUUACUUCUCUCAGCCACACACACACACACACACACACACACACACACACACACACACACACACACACACACACACACAAGCUCAAGUUUACAUAAAAACUGUGAUUGGUCUUUACUUGCUUGCAGACUGAUGUGAUUUUACUUUAAAGGCGAAAAUGGCCCUGGUGUGUGUUACCUUCUGAACCUAUGCACGCCCAAUUCACCCAGCCGAUGUUUCACUCACCUCUUCCUGAAAGUGAUCACUUGUCAGAUUUAUAAGACCACUAGGCCUACACUACAUUUGUAUCAAGGAUAAUGAGACCCCAGACCUGCAUGACAACCUCCUUCCGUUGUUUAUGAAUGUUGACACAUUAAACUAUUUUUUUGUGAUGUAAAAAA
Engraulis encrasicolus (European anchovy) is the source of this 1340-nucleotide messenger RNA. RefSeq names its product myozenin 1b (gene myoz1b). The transcript has 6 exons. Gene Ontology annotation, cellular component: actin cytoskeleton; Z disc. The record is from RefSeq and is a predicted model, not a curated record. The coding region runs from base 206 to 937 and encodes 243 amino acids. NCBI's taxonomy places the organism in Eukaryota, Metazoa, Chordata, Actinopteri, Clupeiformes, Engraulidae. Gene Ontology annotation, molecular function: actin binding; FATZ binding; telethonin binding.